This is a messenger RNA of Ictidomys tridecemlineatus (thirteen-lined ground squirrel), 3959 nucleotides long. NCBI's taxonomy places the organism in Eukaryota, Metazoa, Chordata, Mammalia, Rodentia, Sciuridae. The record is from RefSeq and is a predicted model, not a curated record.
CUCCAAGCAGCGAGGCGGGAAGUGUUGCGCAGGCGCGUUUGGCCGUGCGCUGGGUGGGGACUCUAGAAGCCGGCGACCCGGGCAUAUUGGGAGCUACAGAAGUUGUACUCCCUUAAACUCUGCUUUGCUCUCCCUAAGGACAUGACCCGUUUGCUGACAUUUUGCAUCCCAGUUGUUUUGUGAUGGAGGCAUCUUUGGGGAUUCAGAUGGUUGAGCCAAUGGCUUUUUCUCCCCUGCGUGACCGGUUUCAGGCAGAAGACUCUUCAAAAAAAUAUGAGCAGAAUUUUAAACUUUCAGGUGUUAAAAAAGAUAUUGAGAAGCUGUAUGAAGCUGUACCACAGCUUAGUAAUGUGUUUAAAAUAAAGGACAAAAUUGGAGAAGGCACAUUCAGCUCUGUUUAUUUGGCCACAGCACAGUUACAAGUAGGACCUGAAGAGAAAAUUGCUCUAAAACACUUAAUUCCAACAAGUCAUCCUGUAAGAAUUGCAGCUGAACUGCAGUGUUUAACAGUGGCUGGGGGGCAAGACAAUGUCAUGGGAGUUAAAUACUGCUUUAGGAAAAACGAUCAUGUGGUUAUUGCUAUGCCGUAUCUGGAGCAUGAGUCCUUUUUGGACAUUUUGAAUUCUCUUUCAUUUCAAGAAGUACGGGAAUAUAUGUUUAAUCUGUUCAAAGCUUUGAAACGCAUUCAUCAGUUUGGUAUUGUUCACCGUGAUGUCAAACCCAGCAAUUUUUUAUAUAAUAGGCGCUUGAAAAAGUAUGCCUUGGUAGACUUUGGUUUGGCUCAAGGAACCCAUGAUACGAAAAUAGAGCUUCUCAAAUUUGUCCAGUCUGAAACUCAGCAUGAAAGUUGUUCACAAAACAAAUCUAAUGUAAUCACUUCAAACAAGAUUUCAUUGAGUGGCUCAGCACCUAAGGAACUGGAUCAGCAAUCCACUGCAAAAACUUCUGUCAAAAGACCCUACACAAAUGCACAAAUUCAGUUGAAACAAGGAAAAGAUGGAAAGGAGGGAUCUGUAGGCCUUUCUGUCCAGCGCUCUGUUUUUGGAGAAAGAAAUUUCAAUAUACACAGUUCCAUUUCACAUGAGAGCCCUGCAGUGAAACUUGUAAAGCAAUCAAAGACUAUGGAUGUAAUAUCAAGAAAAUUACCAACAAAAAAGAAGCCAGUUUCUACAAAAGUUAUGAAUAGUGGUGUAAUAAAGAAAACUGCAAGUUCUUGCCCAGCUAACCUGACCUGUGACUGCUAUGCAACAGAUAAAGUUUGCAGUAUUUGCCUUUCAAGGCGUCAGCAGGUUGCCCCUAGGGCAGGUACACCAGGAUUCAGAGCACCAGAGGUUUUGACAAAGUGCCCUAAUCAAACUACAGCAAUUGACAUGUGGUCUGCAGGUGUCAUAUUCCUUUCUUUGCUCAGUGGACGAUAUCCAUUUUAUAAAGCAAGUGAUGACUUAACUGCACUGGCUCAAAUUAUGACAAUUCGGGGAUCCAGGGAAACUAUCCAGGCUGCAGAAACUUUUGGUAAAAUGGAUCUAGGAACUUGGCCAGAGUCCUGGGGAAACAACUUGGAUUAAAUAGAAACCACAAAAAGUAAAGCAACAAGAACACCAAAUGGGAUGUGGAAAGAACUGGGAACCCUCAGCAUAAGGCCUCCAGGUGAGGAGGAUCCAGUCAUGUGUGGGCAAAUUCAGAGAGACGGGAGCUCUUGGGAGGCUCCUGGAAGUGAUCAGAUGGAUGCUCAGCACCACCUCACAGCUUAUGUUUUAUGUGAAUUUGUUUUGCCAAGAUUCUACCAGAAAUCACCUCACUUUGUAUACAUUGCUUCUGUAAAGAAUUAAUGUAAAGUCUUCUGUAAAGUCCCUGGGACUUUGAGUCUUAGGAUCCUGAGUCUUUCACAGAAUCUGGCUCUUGGUUAGUAUGCCCUGGGUCCUGUUGACAUAGAGACUACACCCAACAUCUCAGUCCCUGCCCAAUCAAUGUGGGCCACCCAGAGGUGCCCAGGGCGGACAGGAUCCUCUGGCUGGCACGUGAGUUAACCCUUCCUAGAGGUAGAUCCAACUUUGGUGUGGCCUCAAGCCUAUAUCAUGUCUGCUCCUUUUAAAGAAAAAGAAUGCAAAAUUAUAAAUUUUAAAUCUGGUACAGAACCUGUGGAAGCACUAGUCCUAGUGAAAGGCCCCAGAGCUAAAGCCAGCCGUUGAAAUAAGCCCACUUCUGCACCCCAGAGCUCUGACCACCUAAGGAGAUCUUUGAUGGCUCUUGUCUGAUGAUAAGAAGCAAGAUUUGACCUGAUUUCCUUGGAAACAGAGAUAAAUGAAGACUUUCAAGUGCUGGGUAGAAAGUAAUUAGGUCAGGAUAAGAAGUAAAAGCAAUUUGUCAAGGCUAAGGACUAUCAAUAGAUUGAAGGGCAGUAUUAAUCAGUUCAAGAGUAAUCAUUUUAAAAGAUUGCUUUAGAAACUUGUAUUAUAGAGGAUAUUUGCUGUUUUAAAUAAAUUUAUGAGAUACUGUUUGCCAGCAAAUAACACUUAUAGCUUUUUGUUGCUGUUAUUCUUUAAUUCUGUGCAUUCCUAAAGACAUGGCUCACUCAUUGCCUUGGGACCCAACAUCCUAAAAAUUGAGUGAUUACUGAGCUACAUGCUGAACAAUGUACUAAGUUCUGCCCUUGGCCUCUAGAGCAGCCUGGCUGCCAACAGGCGCAAGUCUAAGGCAGGAAAUGCAUCUCAUCUCCUGCUCAGAUUUGAUUCUUUAGCUACUCAAGCUGGUGUGCCAUGAUGAAUAAAAGAAAGAGACAUUUUAGGAUCUGUUGUAAAUUAGACCAAUGAGCCGAGGAACCAUGUCCAGCAGGAACAACUGCCCCAGGCUAUCACAGGGGGUAAAAUCCAUGCCUGCAAAAAUACAGGCAAUGCCUCAGACCCAAGUAGGCCAUGAAACCAGAGACUUUAGCCCAAGCCCCUAAAAGACCUUUUCUGAGCUUGGUGUCCUCAACCUAGCUGGUUGUACAACAGUUCAUCUGGCGGAACCCCAACCCAGCAGUAAAUAAGUACUAUGUGAAAACAAAACAGUGUCCUUUGGAUACCAUAGACUUUGUUAUUGGAAACCCCUGGCCAGAAAGGGAACUGAAACUGCUUAAUUAGGGACAUACCAGCAUGUCAGGAAACCAAGUGUGACCCUGGGAGGAGUAGAGUAAGGUUCUGGCUGGAAGGAUAUUCUGGAGGGUAAGGGGAGGGCAGUAGGGAAGGCAGAGAUGCACCCAAGGGCAAAAAAGGACCAAGAUCUGCCCAGCCAGCUGCUCUUGGCUCUGGGUUCUGAGGAGUUAGUAUCUCUUCUGAGCAUAGAAGCAGUUCUCCAUGGGCUUGAGCUGGGUUGCCAUUGGGCUGAGCCAUGCCUCUGACUUUGACAGACGGCAAGGAACAGCAGUGUUUUGAGGAGAUUCUUUGCUCCUUUCAAUCUUCUCACUUUGGAAACUUUUUGCUGGCUUUUCCUGGUUGUAGACACCUCUCACCAGAUCUGAAAAUCCCUGGGCUCUUGCUUUACUUAAUUAAUAAUAACUUCCUUUUAUUAAGCUCUUAUUGUGACUGGGAAUCAUUUUAGGCAUUCUGCCUUAAAUAGUCUCACUCCUUCCCAUACUAUUUUCUACCUCAAGGACCCACAACUCAGACCAUAAUUCAUUUGGCUAAGAUCACACAACUAGUCAAUUGGUGUAACUAGUAUAUAAGCCCAGGAUGUCUGAUUUCAAAGUCACUUACUAAAUGCUGGUCAAAUUCAUUGAACUAGUUCUUACUAGAGAUAAAAACAUUAAUAUAGUCAACUCUUUAUUGAUAAUGCUUUAAAAUGAUUUUAAAGCAAUUAAUCCAAAAUUCACCAACAUUUGAUCCUAGAAUAUGUUUUUGUUCCUAUGUUUGAAUAUGGGUAUGUUUGCUAUUCUAGGAAUUUGUAACUCCAAACAAAGUAAUAAAGAUAAAGGUAAAGGA